AUGCACAAGUCAAUAUCGAUAUACACCACACUCCUCUUCCUCCUCCACGUUGCCUACGGGCACACCGUUAUUGUCUAUCCGGGAUGGCGCGGCGACAACCUGCACGCCAACGGCACAGUCGACCAAACGCAAGGUCUCAUGCCUGGCGGUCCCGAUAAUAACCUCUGGCCAUAUGGCAUGCAAUGGAACUACCCAUGCGGCGGCAUGCCAACGUCGACAAAUCGCACCAAGUGGCCCACGCUGGGUGGCGCUGUCGCUUUCCAGCCAGGCUGGUUCCAAGGUCACUCAUCUGCACAGAUAUUCAUCAACAUGGGCUUCGGCACCAACCCGCCCAACAUGUCGAAUCCAAUGAUGAAUGGUGUCGAGAUCGUCGGCCCUACGAACGAGCCAUAUCCAGGCACGUGGUGUUUUCCCCAUGUGCCGCUACCAGCAAACAGGACGGUGAAUGUUGGUGACAAUGCGACUAUACAAGUUAUCGAGCUGGCGAAGCAUGGAGCCGCACUGUACAAUUGUGCGGACAUCACUUUUGCAGAGCCGGGCGAUCCGGAGAUCCCGCUGGUCACGCAGGACAAUUGCUUCAACAGUACCUAUUUGAGCUAUAACCUGGUAUUUACGACCGAGAGUCUGUCAAUGGCAGCGCCUGCUGUGGAAAGCAUGGGCACGGUCUUCGCAGUAUCAGUAGCGCCUUGA
Messenger RNA from Cyphellophora attinorum, 690 nucleotides. RefSeq lists its product as uncharacterized. The coding region runs from base 1 to 690 and encodes 229 amino acids. The transcript has a single exon. The record is from RefSeq and is a predicted model, not a curated record. NCBI's taxonomy places the organism in Eukaryota, Fungi, Ascomycota, Eurotiomycetes, Chaetothyriales, Cyphellophoraceae.